This is a messenger RNA of Elephantulus edwardii (Cape elephant shrew), 1269 nucleotides long. RefSeq names its product F-box/LRR-repeat protein 20-like. The coding region runs from base 1 to 1269 and encodes 422 amino acids. Gene Ontology annotation, biological process: SCF-dependent proteasomal ubiquitin-dependent protein catabolic process. NCBI's taxonomy places the organism in Eukaryota, Metazoa, Chordata, Mammalia, Macroscelidea, Macroscelididae. Gene Ontology annotation, cellular component: SCF ubiquitin ligase complex. Gene Ontology annotation, molecular function: protein binding. The transcript has 14 exons. The record is from RefSeq and is a predicted model, not a curated record.
AUGUUCUCAAAUAGUGAUGAAGCUGUAAUCAAUAAAAAACUUCCCAAAGAACUUCUAUUACGAAUAUUCUCUUUUCUGGAUGUCGUUACCUUGUGUCGCUGUGCUCAGGUCUCCAGGGCUUGGAAUGUUCUGGCCCUGGAUGGCAGCAACUGGCAGCGAAUUGACCUGUUUGAUUUCCAGAGGGAUAUUGAGGGCAGAGUCGUAGAGAAUAUUUCAAAAAGAUGUGGGGGCUUUUUACGAAAAUUGAGUCUGCGUGGGUGUCUUGGAGUAGGAGACAAUGCGUUAAGGACUUUUGCACAAAACUGUAGGAACAUUGAAGUGCUGAAUCUUAAUGGGUGUACGAAGACCACUGAUGCUACUUGUACUAGCCUUAGCAAGUUCUGUUCCAAACUCAGACACCUUGACUUAGCUUCCUGCACAUCAAUAACGAACAUGUCUCUAAAAGCUCUGAGUGAGGGCUGUCCACUGUUGGAGCAACUGAACAUUUCCUGGUGUGACCAGGUAACCAAGGAUGGCAUCCAAGCCCUAGUGAAAGGCUGUGGAGGUCUCAAGGCCCUAUUCUUAAAAGGUUGUACACAGCUAGAAGAUGAAGCACUUAAGUACAUAGGUGCACACUGUCCUGAACUUGUGACUUUGAAUUUACAGACUUGCUUGCAAAUCACAGAUGAAGGUCUCAUUACUAUAUGCAGAGGGUGCCAUAAGUUGCAGUCCCUCUGUGCCUCAGGCUGCUCCAACAUCACAGAUGCCAUCCUGAAUGCUCUAGGUCAGAACUGUCCACGGCUUAGAAUAUUGGAGGUGGCGAGAUGUUCUCAAUUAACAGAUGUGGGCUUUACCACUCUGGCCAGGAAUUGCCAUGAACUUGAAAAGAUGGAUUUGGAAGAAUGUGUUCAGAUAACAGACAGCACAUUAAUCCAACUUUCUAUACACUGUCCUCGUCUUCAAGUAUUGAGUCUUUCUCACUGUGAGCUGAUCACAGAUGAUGGAAUUCGUCACCUGGGAAAUGGGGCCUGUGCCCAUGACCAGCUGGAAGUGAUUGAGCUGGACAACUGCCCCCUAAUCACAGAUGCAUCUCUGGAGCACUUGAAGAGUUGUCACAGCCUCGAGCGUAUAGAACUCUAUGACUGCCAGCAAAUCACACGAGCUGGAAUCAAGAGACUCAGGACCCAUUUACCCAAUAUUAAAGUCCACGCGUACUUCGCACCUGUCACUCCACCCCCGUCAGUAGGGGGCAGCAGACAGCGCUUCUGCAGAUGCUGCAUCAUCCUAUGA